Messenger RNA from Mytilus trossulus (common blue mussel), 2598 nucleotides. RefSeq lists its product as uncharacterized. The record is from RefSeq and is a predicted model, not a curated record. Gene Ontology annotation, molecular function: catalytic activity. The transcript has a single exon. Lineage: Eukaryota; Metazoa; Mollusca; Bivalvia; Mytilida; Mytilidae. Bases 1 to 2598 code for a protein of 865 amino acids.
AUGAAAUCCUUAGGUGCAAAACUCUUUUUGACGCUUUCAGCUAUUAUUCUUGUCACAUAUGCCUCUGUCAUCUUGUGCAUACCAAGACAAAAACACCAUGAAAAACUGUCAACAGAUGAGUUCAAAACAACUUUCUAUAUUAAAGCUAUGUCAUGGAACGACAUCACCCCAAGCCUUUGUCUUCAAGCACAAAGACUAAAUAUUCCAAUUAAUAAGAACAAACUGCCAAGAAUCUUGAAAACAUUUUUGCUACUUACACUUAUAUUAUCAAAUGACAUUCAUCAAAAUCCAGGACCCAUAAAAUAUCCAUGCGCAAUCUGUGAUAAAUCAGUCAACAGCAACCAUAGAGCUGUAUCAUGUGACAAUUGUCAACUAUGGGUUCACAUCAAAUGUGGUAACAUUAGUCCAGAAGAUUAUAACAAACUGAGUAAAUGUGAGAACAUAACAUGGUCAUGUCCAAAAUGUAAAAUAAUUUUAACUGGUACAACAAUCGAACAAAAUAAGCAUACAGAACCAAUAGUAAACAGCAAAAACAACAGCUUAAACACCUCCAGUACAUCAACCGGAAGUGAUAGAUCAGAGAUGAAUAAUGAAAAUGAUAAAGGAUUACUAACCAUACUUACAAUGAAUUGUCGUAGUUUGCGAAGUGAAGCUAAACGAAACAUGCUCCAGACAAUAAUUGAAACACAUGAACCACACAUAGUUCAUCUGCAAGAAACACAUCUUGACAAAACCAUAUCAACAGCAGAAAUAUUAGACCCAGAACAAUAUGAGAUAGUCCGUAAAGACCGAAUAACUGAAAAAGGUCAUGAAGGCGGCGGCAUAAUUAAUGCUGUACGUAAGAACAUUGUAUGCAAUGGAGAAGACACACUAGACACUAACUGUGAAAUAGGAUGGACAAAGAUACAACUGAAAGGCUGUAAAGCCCUCUACACUGGCUGUUAUUAUCGUAAACCAGAUAAUGACCCUACACCAUUACAGAACUUGAAUACUUCAAUUAGUAGAUUAACGCAUAAUAAUACUCUGCCUAACAUAAUACUUACUGGAGACUUCAAUUUACCAGAUAUUGAUUGGGAUGAAGAAGACUCAAAUGGAGGAUACACCAUCAAAUCAAGCCAUAACUAUUCCAACGAAAUAAAUAAACUAGCUUUAGACAUUGUUGAGGAACACUGCUUGCAACAAUGUGUCACAGAACCAACCAGGGAAAAGAACAUUCUAGAUCUUGUUCUCACAACUAAUGAAAAUCUAGUACAGAAAAUGAGCAUUACUGAUGGAAUGAGUGAUCACCAGAUGAUAAUUACAACUGUCAAUGCAAGACCAAAGGUAAUUAAGAACAAGCCCAGAAAAGUCUAUCAAUAUAAGAAGGGAAAUAUGGAAAAAGUUCAAGAAUAUUUGAACAGCAAAUAUGAAAAUUUCAAGGAGAAGAUAACUGAAAUGAACAUCGAAGAGUACUGGACUCUAUUUAAAACUCACCUUUUUCAAGCAAUGGACCUACAUAUACCAUCCAAAAAUCUGACAUCGAGAUUUAACUUACCUUGGGUGAAUCAACACAUCAAGAAGAUGAUACGUAAAAAAGAACGACUAUAUAAAGUUGCAAAGAAAUACCAAACUAAAGAGCACUGGGAUAAAUUCAAGCAAUAUAGAAAAGCAGUAAAGACAGAACUUGAUAUAUCACAUAAGAAGUAUAUAUUUGAUAUGUUAGAAGUAAGUCCAUCAACAUCAGAAGCUUCAACAAACACACAAGACCAAUACAGAAUAGGGAAAAAGUACUGGAAAUACAUCAAAUCUCAAAAGAGGGAAACAGUGGGAGUACCAACACUCAAAGUUAAUGGAGAAAUAUUAGACAACAGCAAAGGAAAAGCAGAAGCACUUAAUGCACAAUUUCAAUCAGUAUUCACGAUUGAAGACUUUCAAAGCUUCCCUAAGAUAACUGAAAAUGAAACAUCAAAAAUACCAAGCCUACACAUUAGUACAGAAGGGUUAAUCAAACUACUAAAGGGAGUGAACCCAAGCAAGGCAAAUGGUCCAGACAAUAUAUCGUGUAGAAUAUUGAAAGAGUGUGCAGAGUCAAUAUCACCAUAUUUACAGUUAAUCUUCACCAAAACACUAAAAGAUCAAAGUGUACCACAAGACUGGCUUAUUGCAAAUGUCAUCGCACUAUUCAAGAAAGGGGAUAAGAGUCAACCGGUCAACUAUCGACCAGUAUCCUUGACAUCAGUUCCAUGUAAAAUAAUGGAACAUAUUAUAUUUAAACACAUAAUGAACCAUCUUGAGAAGUAUAAUAUACUUGUGGACUUCCAGCAUGGCUUCAGAAGCAAAAGAUCGUGUGAGUCACAACUAGUCAUAACAGCAGAGGAUAUAACUAGAAAUCUGGACAAUAACCAACAGGUAGAUAUGCUCAUAUUAGACUUUAGUAAAGCAUUCGACACAGUACCACACCAGCGAUUGUUGAAGAAACUAGCAUCAUAUGGUAUCGAUGGAAACAUACUUGCAUGGUUAGAAGCUUGGCUGACAAAAAGAGAACAACAAGUCACACUGGAAGGAGAAAGAUCAAGUACUGCUAAAGUAAAUCUGGCGUACCACAGGGAACAGUUUUAG